This is a messenger RNA of Carica papaya (papaya), 1315 nucleotides long. Lineage: Eukaryota; Viridiplantae; Streptophyta; Magnoliopsida; Brassicales; Caricaceae. The record is from RefSeq and is a predicted model, not a curated record.
AUGAAUUCGAGGAAGAUUAGUGUCUAUCUCAUUAAAGUCUCCAAAAAGAAUUUUCUGUCUGUAAUAUCUCAUUCUAUUCACUGUGUUUAUUCCCAUAACUUCUAUCAGAGCCAAAAGAGCUUACUUCAGAUGGUUAAGGCUGUACGGGCAGCUGAUGGAGUAAGAGGCUUUUAUAGGGGUAUAACUCCUGGAGUUACUGGUUCCCUUGCCACUGGAGCUACAUAUUUUGGUUUUAUAGAAUCCACCAAGAAAUGGAUUGAAGAAUCACAUCCUGGACUUGGAGGCCACUGGGCACAUUUUAUUGCUGGAGCUGUUGGUGAUGCACUUGGUUCCUUCGUGUAUGUUCCAUGUGAGGUGAUGAAGCAACGGAUGCAAGUUCAAGGCACGAGAACCUCAUGGAGCUCUGUUGUUAUGAAGGACAACAUCCCAAUGAAACCUGGUGGGCUAAUGUAUGAUUACUACACUGGAAUGUUUCAAGCUGGCUGUUCAAUCUGGAGAGAACAGGGGCUAAGAGGAUUGUAUGCUGGGUACUGGUCUACACUGGCCAGGGAUGUCCCCUUCGCUGGUUUUAUGGUCAUGUUUUAUGAAGGACUGAAAGAUUUGACGGAGCAUGGGAAGCAGCAGUGGAUUCCCAACUCAGCUUAUCGUGUUAAUAGCACCAUAGAAGGACUCGUAUUAGGAGGAUUAGCUGGUGGAAUAAGUGCAUACUUGACCACUCCCUUGGAUGUUGUUAAAACAAGAUUACAAGUGCAGGGAUCAUCCAUAAGGUACAAGGGCUGGUUAGAUACUAUUUGUAAAAUCUGGAUGGAUGAAGGUGCCAAGGGAUUUUUCAGAGGAAGCAUUCCCAGGGUUACAUGGUAUAUACCGGCCUCUGCUCUCACUUUCAUGGCUGUUGAAUUUCUAAGAGACCAUUUUAACGAAGAGAAAAAGAAAGAAGAAGUAGCAAGUUUUUCUAUAGAGAAAAAGGGAGCUUCUAUACAGGAGGUUGUUUAGCAACGAGCUAAUUUCGAUAGGGAGACGACUGCUGUAGUACCACAACCAAAUAUCUCAUGUCCGUAAUCACAACCCUCGAUUGAUGAAGCUGGUCGUGGACACAUAGGGAAACUGACAAAAGAUGAGCUUAGGGUGAUAAAGAGAUGGAAUUUUGUUUCGUGAUAGGGAGUAAAUAAUAGAAUUGUUCUGCACUUCUUUUUUUCUACAUUGAAAUAAAAGCUUUCACUGUUUUCUUUGAGAAAAUACUCUUUGGGGAAGAAGAGUUGGUGGUGUUUCUUCCUCCAGUUCUCUUUUUGUUGGAAUACCAUUUAUUUUUGUUCCA